Plutella xylostella (diamondback moth) is the source of this 3128-nucleotide messenger RNA. RefSeq names its product Transitional endoplasmic reticulum ATPase TER94 (gene TER94). Gene Ontology annotation, biological process: mitotic spindle disassembly; retrograde protein transport, ER to cytosol; autophagosome maturation. NCBI's taxonomy places the organism in Eukaryota, Metazoa, Arthropoda, Insecta, Lepidoptera, Plutellidae. Gene Ontology annotation, cellular component: cytosol; nucleus; VCP-NPL4-UFD1 AAA ATPase complex. Gene Ontology annotation, molecular function: polyubiquitin modification-dependent protein binding; ATP binding; ATP hydrolysis activity. The record is from RefSeq and is a predicted model, not a curated record.
UUUAUGGCAACACUACAAAUAUCGACGAACAAAUGAAAUACGACAACGUCACGUUUGGAUUAGUUUGAUUGAACUUUGAAGAAGAGAAGCUUUCGGCAUUUCAAAAAACUAGUGAAUCUUAGAAUUUUCAUUUUAUUUAGUGAUAAAUAUGGCAGAUAACAAAAGCCCCGAUGAUCUCUCCACCGCGAUCCUCCGUCGCAAGGACAGGCCCAACCGCCUCAUCGUGGAGGAGGCCGUCAGCGACGACAACUCCGUCGUCGCCUUAUCUCAGGCCAAAAUGGAGCAGCUGCAGCUGUUCCGCGGAGACACAGUGCUGCUGAAGGGCAAGAGGCGGAAGGAGACGGUCUGCAUCGUGCUGUCUGAUGACAACUGCCCCGACGAGAAGAUCCGCAUGAACCGCGUCGUCCGGAACAACCUGCGAGUCCGCCUGUCAGACAUUGUGUCCAUCGCUCCUUGCCCCUCAGUCAAGUACGGCAAGAGAGUCCAUAUUCUGCCCAUUGAUGACUCCGUUGAGGGUUUGACUGGAAACCUGUUCGAGGUCUACCUGAAGCCGUACUUCAUGGAGGCGUACCGGCCCAUCCACCGCGACGACACGUUCAUGGUGCGCGGCGGCAUGCGCGCCGUCGAGUUCAAGGUGGUGGAGACCGACCCCUCGCCCUACUGCAUCGUGGCCCCCGACACGGUGAUUCAUUGUGAGGGAGAGCCGAUUAAGCGCGAGGAAGAAGAGGAGGCUCUGAACGCAGUCGGCUACGACGACAUAGGCGGGUGCCGCAAGCAGCUGGCGCAGAUCAAGGAGAUGGUGGAGCUGCCGCUGCGCCACCCCUCGCUGUUCAAGGCCAUCGGGGUCAAGCCGCCGCGGGGGAUACUGAUGUACGGGCCCCCGGGGACGGGGAAGACCUUGAUAGCUAGGGCUGUCGCUAAUGAGACUGGCGCAUUCUUCUUCCUCAUCAACGGCCCCGAGAUCAUGUCGAAACUCGCCGGUGAAUCGGAGUCGAACCUGCGCAAGGCUUUCGAGGAGGCGGACAAGAACUCUCCGGCCAUCAUCUUCAUCGACGAGCUCGACGCCAUCGCGCCCAAGCGGGAGAAGACGCACGGGGAGGUGGAGCGCAGGAUUGUGUCGCAGCUGUUGACGCUUAUGGACGGCAUGAAGAAGUCUUCCCACGUGAUCGUGAUGGCGGCGACGAACCGGCCCAACUCGAUCGACGCGGCGCUCCGUCGGUUCGGCCGCUUCGACCGCGAGAUCGACAUCGGCAUCCCCGACGCCACCGGCCGCCUCGAGAUCCUGCGCAUCCAUACUAAGAACAUGAAGCUGGGCGAUGACGUCGAUCUGGAGCAGAUCGCGGCGGAGUCGCACGGGCACGUGGGCGCGGACCUGGCCUCCCUCUGCUCGGAGGCGGCCCUGCAGCAGAUCCGCGAGAAGAUGGACCUCAUCGACCUCGAGGACGACCAGAUCGAUGCUGAAGUGUUGAACUCGCUCGCCGUGUCGAUGGACAACUUUAGAUACGCGAUGACCAAGUCCUCCCCAUCCGCCCUGCGCGAGACCGUCGUCGAAGUCCCGAACGUCUCCUGGACGGACAUUGGCGGGCUGCAGUCCGUGAAGCGCGAGCUGCAGGAGCUGGUGCAGUACCCGGUGGAGCACCCGGACAAGUUCCUCAAGUUCGGCAUGCAGCCCAGCCGCGGCGUGCUGUUCUACGGACCGCCUGGAUGCGGUAAGACGCUGCUGGCCAAGGCUAUCGCCAACGAGUGCCAGGCCAACUUCAUCUCGGUGAAGGGGCCCGAGCUGCUCACCAUGUGGUUCGGAGAGUCCGAGGCCAACGUGCGAGACAUCUUCGACAAGGCCAGGUCAGCGUCCCCGUGCGUGUUGUUCUUCGACGAGCUGGACUCGAUCGCGAAGUCGCGCGGCGGCUCCGUGUCGGACGCGGGCGGCGCCGCGGACCGCGUCAUCAACCAGAUCCUGACUGAGAUGGACGGCAUGGGCGCCAAGAAGAACGUCUUCAUUAUUGGUGCGACCAACCGUCCGGACAUCAUCGACCCGGCGAUCCUGCGGCCCGGGCGGCUGGACCAGCUGAUCUACAUCCCGCUGCCGGACGAGAAGUCGCGCGAGGCCAUCCUGCGCGCCAACCUGCGCAAGUCGCCCAUCGCCAAGGAGGUCGAUCUCACUUACAUCGCCAAGGUGACGCAAGGCUUCAGCGGUGCCGACCUGACGGAGAUCUGCCAGCGCGCGUGCAAGCUCGCCAUCCGCCAGGCCAUCGAGGCGGACCUGUCGCGCGAGCGCCAGCGCCAGCAGACCACCAACGCCGUCAUGGACCUGGACGAGGAGGACCCGGUGCCGGAGAUCUCGCGCGCGCACUUCGAGGAGGCGAUGAAGUUCGCGCGCCGCUCCGUGUCCGACAACGACAUCCGCAAGUACGAGAUGUUCGCGCAGACGCUGCAGCAGAGCCGCGGAUUUGGCACCAACUUCAGAUUCCCGUCGAGCGCGGCGGGCGGCACGGGCACGGGCACGUCGGGCGGCGACCAGCCCACGUUCCAAGAGGAGGCCGGCGACGACGACCUCUACAGCUAAACGCACUCGCGAGGGCGCGCCGCCAUGCAGCCAACACGACAAACUGCCAACAUGGCCGCCGCAAGGCUGCACCACACACACACAAUGGCGGCUAGCUUGCCCGAGCAAACAGUUCUAGGACUGACUUACUUAUUAAGAAUUAUAGGUACAGUUAUAACGAGGACGGGUGUAUUAGGAUUCGGUAUGUGGAAGAUCUAUAAAAUGGCAUAUUUAACACUUUCAAAAUUUUAAAACUUAAGGUUAUCGCGCUUGUUGGGCGGCGCGCUUUAUAUGUAUUCUAUUUCGUGUAAGAACGUUUGAUUCCUCACCAAUCUAUUUCGAAUGAUGUACAUGUAUUUAUUUUGUAUUUGUCAAUCAUUUACCGGCAUUUUGUUCGUUCGAUUGUGCUUAUGUUUAGUUUAAUGUACGUGAGUCUCGCUUGCGAGAGUAUAAGAUCAUACAAUAUAGAGUAAUUGUUACUGUAUUUGCCGUGUGAGGUCGGUAUCGCUUGUUUAGGAUGCCACGACUGGGCACUAGAUAUUACACAACAUUGCAGUGAUUUUUAAUAAAAGAUUUUUAUAGACCA